GAGAGAGAGAUGUGGGAGCGCAGGAGGCGAACCGUCACACAGGAGCAGAGCCGGAGCGCACGACCAACGCCUCCAAACGACCCAUCCUGCGCGUCAAAGCCCGUUUACUCCACCAUUAAUGUGCGUAAUCCCCAAAUUCCAGACAACGCAGAUUAGUGUGUAUUCUGAGGGGUGGAAAAAACAACAACAACAACCCGGCUUCGCCCCCCCCCCACAACCGAUUAUCCAGCGCAAUUUCGGAAAUAACCAAAGGAGAGUUGUUACACUCCCCGAGCGCAGAGGCAUCGUGGCGGUUUCAGAAGGGGCAUGUUCGAGCGACACCGCGGACACCAGCGAACUCCUGCUUUCACCCAAAGAGGAUUCAAUGAAAAUGUCCGUGUGCGUGCAUGAGAACAGAAAAUCCCGAGCCAGCACAGGCUCCAUGAACAUCUACCUGUUCCACAAGUCCUCCUAUGCGGACAGCGUCCUCAUGCACCUCAACUCGCUGCGGCAGCAGCGGCUCUUCACGGACGUCCUGCUCCACGCGGGGAGCCGCUCCUUCCCGUGCCACCGCGCCGUGCUGGCCGCCUGCAGCCGCUACUUCGAGGCCAUGUUCAGCGGCGGGCUGAGGGAGAGCACGGCCAGCGAGGUCGACUUCCGCGAGUCCAUCCACCCGGAGGUUUUAGAGCUCCUGCUCGACUACGCGUACUCAUCGCGCGUGGUCAUCAACGAGGAGAACGCCGAGUCCCUGUUGGAGGCCGGCGACAUGCUUGAGUUUCAGGACAUCCGGGACGCCUGCGCCGAAUUCCUCGAGCGAAACCUCCAUCCGUCCAAUUGCCUCGGCAUGCUCUUGCUGUCCGAUGCCCACCAGUGCACCAAGCUGUCCGAGCUCUCCUGGGGCAUGUGCCUCAGCAAUUUUCCCGCCAUUUGCAAGACCGACGACUUCCUCCAGCUGCCCACAGAUAUGGCGGUGCAGCUGUUGUCACACGAGGAGCUGGAGACGGAAGACGAGAGACUGGUUUAUGAAGCUGCCCUUAACUGGAUCAACUACGACCUGGAGAAGAGGCACUGCCACCUUCCAGAGCUCCUGAGGACUGUCCGUCUGGCCUUGCUGCCCGCCAUCUUCCUCAUGGAGAACGUCUCGACAGAAGAGCUGAUCAAUUCCCAGCCCAAGAGCAAGGAGCUGGUGGACGAGGCCAUCCGAUGCAAGCUGAAGAUCCUGCAGAACGACGGCGUCGUCAACAGCCCGUGUGCCCGGCCCAGAAAGACCAGCCACGCCCUGUUUCUUCUGGGAGGUCAGACGUUCAUGUGUGACAAGUUGUACCUCGUGGACCAGAAAGCCAAGGAGAUCAUCCCCAAGGCUGACAUCCCCAGCCCCAGGAAGGAGUUCAGCGCCUGCGCCAUCGGCUGCAAGGUGUACAUCACUGGUGGGAGAGGCUCAGAGAACGGCGUGUCCAAAGACGUGUGGGUUUACGACACCGUGCACGAGGAGUGGUCGAAGGCGGCGCCGAUGCUCAUCGCCCGCUUCGGCCACGGCUCGGCAGAGCUGAAACACUGCCUCUACGUGGUCGGCGGUCACACGGCGGCGACCGGCUGCCUCCCGGCGUCCCCGUCCGUGUCCCUCAAACAGGUGGAGCAGUUUGACCCGGUGGCCAACAAGUGGACCAUGGUGGCUCCGCUGAGGGAGGGCGUGAGCAACGCGGCGGUGGUCAGCGUCAAGCUCAAGCUCUUCGCCUUUGGCGGAACCAGCGUCACCCACGACAAGCUGCCCAAGGUGCAGUGCUACGACCCGCAGGAGAACCGGUGGUCCGUGCCCGCGUCCUGCCCGCAGCCGUGGCGCUACACAGCCGCCGCCGUGCUGGGGAACCAGAUCUUCGUCAUGGGCGGCGACACGGAGUUCUCGGCGUGCUCGGCUUACAAGUUCAGCAGCGAGAGCUACCAGUGGACUAAAGUGGGGGACGUGACGGCCAAGCGGAUGAGCUGCCAGGCCGUGGCGUCGGGGAACAAACUGUACGUGGUGGGCGGGUACUUCGGCACGCAGCGGUGUAAAACGCUGGACUGCUACGACCCCACGCUGGAUUCCUGGAACAGCAUCACCACCGUGCCGUACUCGCUCAUUCCCACCGCUUUCGUCAGCACCUGGAAACAUCUGCCCGCAUGAGCCCCAGGCCGCGUGCCUGCAUUCUUUCCACGAGAUUCCACUUUUUUUUUUUUUGUCUUUAUCUACUGGACUCCAACUGUGAAGAAGCACCCGUUAUCUUCCUCUAAAAAGAGACGCUGAGCCGUAUCCGCCGGACAGCCGCGGCGUCCAUCUCGACGUGGCAGAGGCUGGAACAAAAGACGGGGGACGCUUUACUGGAAAGCCGUCGCCUCAUUUUCACGAGAAGGAGGCGGAGGCUCGCCGAUCACAGAUCGCGGGCAAAAACGAGCCAAGCAAACGCCGAAACCGUGUGCACAUCUGGCAUCAGGCUUCCACGCUGCAAUAUGAGGACUGCAAACAUAUCACGCGACCUGCAUUUUCCCCAAUUAGUGACAGAAGGCUCGUGAGGCUUCGUAUUGAUGUUUUUCUCUGUGAUAAAAAAAAAAAAAAAGUCAAAAACAAAAAAUACUCUUUUCAUUAAGGCUGCAAUGUAUAGCAUGAUGGAUGUUCUAUUAAUAUCCAAGGAGGGAGAAUGCAAUGAACGGUGCGCUAAAGAAAACAGGACUCAGUUUGACUGAAUGUAGCUGAUUUACAAAAAACACAAUGAAGGAGCAAAUCUCCACCUUCUCUUCUCUAAUAGGCUUUUUUUUUGUUUGACCCCUUGUGACUCUUUACUUCGCCGACCCUGAAAACAGCAAACCUACGAGCGUUCCUCCUAUGAAUUUCGGGCUUUGGCAGUUUUCUGUCACUGCGAGUUCGACGCGUUGACGACCAACACCAGCUGAAGGAUCGAGGAAGGCCGCGCUGCCCGCAGGGUCGCGACCUUACGCGUUUUGCUGUUUUUCCCAGCUACGCAUUAGCGGCCCUUUUCCAGUUAACCAACCCCGCUGCUGCGCUUCAGACACAACGCCGUCACAUUUUUCGGCUGCGGAUGCCGGGCCGGCUGCGCUCGCCGCGGUCCCGGUGAAAGCAGUUGCUCGCUCGCUGAGUCAUAGCUGAACCCUCGCUGGAGCACGUCCACCCGUAGUGGCCAUGAACUCUUCUCUGUGGUCACGGAAAUCUUGUCACCUUAAUCUAAACUGAGAACACAUCAGUUUCUCUUUAAAACUUGCUGCAAUGUAGUCUUAAUUUAUAUGACAAUGCUUGCUCUGUUAUGUUAAUAUCUUUAAUCCUAUUUAUUUCUACUCUGCCUGCGUUUUCAUGUGACUGUAUGUUGGGGUUAUGUCAUGCAUGGCCAAGUGUUUUUAUCUCGGUUGGGCUGCAUUUUGCACAAUUCCGUCUUUCCCAGGAGGACUUUUAACUUCUUUUACAAGAGUAUGUAUGGGGGGAGGAAGAGUCCUGACGGUGGGGAGCAGUUGAGGCCGCAGGGGUUCGCUGCCCCGAGGAGGGAGGCCGAAGGGGGUGAAAGAAAUUUACAUUUUUCAUUUUUAAAGACACUCUUUGAGCUCUAACGUGGGUCCAAACCCGUCUUGAAUCCCCGACAGAACCAACAAAACACAAGAUUAUGAACCCUAAGAGCUGCUGGUAGGACAUGGUAGGAAUGGGACAGUCUUUGCAGCUGUCCGUGAGACAGCUGGAGGAGUGUCUCAUGUACAAACUUGUUGACCCAGAGUCCUCUCCACCCUUUGGUUGAGAAAGAGUUGAAUCCAGUAAGCUGUGCAUUGAUAAGGGCAGACACCGCAGUGCUUUUCAUCAUAGUGUCAAUGAUGCACAAAAAAAAAAGAAGAAAUAAAACAUUGCAAGUUCCCAAAAACCAAAAAGAAAGAUUGUCUUAAACACUUGUACAUGAACUAUUUGGUGAGUCUUAAGUCCAGUGUUUUUGUCUCUGUGUCUGUCUCUGUGACCUGACGUUUUACAAUUGAAUUAUAAUGAAACCGCUUGAAUUUCAAUGUAAGGGGUAACGUGUAUAUAUUUCUUUUUUUUUCAAAUGUCCUUUCGUGCGUAUUCAUCAAACAAAUACGAUCUGUUAUGGCACGUUGAUGAGCUGCUCUGUAAAUUGCCGCUAAGCCACCCCAAAAUGUCAUCCUUUCAUUGGCCGUCUCGGGGGCCUCUGUGGAGACCCUCGGGGCUCCGUAAUGGUUGACCUGCUCCGGCCACUGAAAACAGACCCUUUGGCCCCAUCAAUCAGAUCGGAGCAUUUAUUUCCCACGGAACGCCCGGUCUCCCUGGCAACAGCGAGGAAUGAAUGCCCCCUCAAUUUGCACCUAAUUGCCGGGUGGCAUUUCCCGCUCCUCCUUUUGCUCUUCGCUUAUCCUCUGUUUUCUCUGGAAGUCCAUCUGGCUCUAAUAGGAGCAAAGUAUCUUGCCCGGGCAUAAUGAUGUAAACGAGACAGAUGCCUGUCAACGCGCGCCGGGUUUCAUUUUUCUUUUGUCAUGUAAGAAUUUAAUUUCUAUUUUUUAUGGCAUUAUUUUGUACAUUCUUUUCACAAUGUGAAAUUCAUGGCUAAUAAACAUAAGAGUUUUUUCCUCUUGAC
Molecule: messenger RNA, 4592 nt
Organism: Gasterosteus aculeatus aculeatus (three-spined stickleback)
Lineage: Eukaryota; Metazoa; Chordata; Actinopteri; Perciformes; Gasterosteidae
Gene: enc1
Product: ectodermal-neural cortex 1
Biological process (GO): ubiquitin-dependent protein catabolic process
Cellular component (GO): Cul3-RING ubiquitin ligase complex; cytoplasm
Molecular function (GO): protein binding
Source: RefSeq, a predicted model, not a curated record